AUGGCCGCUGCCGUGCCCUUGCGCCUCGCCGGCCUCCUCGGCCUCGGCCUCGCCUCCCGCACGCGACCAAACCCUAAGCCACACCUCUCCUUCGCCUUCUCCUCCUCGACCAUCUCCGCGCCUCUCGCGGCCGACCGGGUCCGCGAGGACGAGAGUGGCCUCCUCUCGCGGCGCCUGCUCCGGCUCCGCUUCCGCUCGCCGCGCGGGGCCGCCGCGGCUGCCAUCGAGAGAUGGGCCCGGGAGCGCGUCCACAUCUCGCAGCCGGAGCUCCGUCGCGCAAUCGUGAUGCUCCGGCGCGCGCGCCGCUACGAGCACGCCCUCGAGAUUUUCUCUUGGAUGGAAUCAUGCAACUCUCUUCAACUGUCGUCAUGGGAUCAUGCAGCAAGACUGGACUUGAUUGCUAAAGGUUACAGUACUUCUCAAGCUGAGGAAUACUACAACAAACUACAGAGCCCUGCUGCCAGACAAGCUGCAUCGUUCCCUCUCCUCCACUGCUAUGUUACAGAAAGAAAUGUACAGAAGGCUGAAUACUUCAUGGCCCAGUUGCAGAGUCACGGGUUGCCUGUAGAUCCUCACUCUUUCAAUGAAAUCAUGAAACUCUAUGUUGCAACCUGUCAGUAUGAGAAGGUCCUUAGUGUUAUUGACCUCAUGAAACGGAACAACAUUCCCAGAAAUGUUCUCUCCUACAACCUUUGGAUGAAUGCUUGUGCUGAAGUCUCUGGUGUUGCCUCAGUACAAUCAGUGUUCCAGGAGAUGUUGAAUGAUGAGACGGUCGAGGUUGGUUGGAGCACAUACUGCACACUAGCCAACAUUUUCAGGAAGAAUGGACUGAACACUAAAGCGCAAGCUUGCCUUAGGAAAGCUGAAACAAAACUGUCACCAACAGGGCGCUUAGGAUACUCUUUUGUAAUGACAUGUUAUGCGGCUCUGAAUGACAGCGAUGGAGUUAUGAGAUUGUGGGAGGCUAGCAAAAGUGUGCCAGGUAGAAUCCCCACUGCAAACUACAUGACUGCUAUGUUAUGUUCAAUAAAAGUUGGCGACAUCAGCCAGGCCGAGUGGAUCUUUGGAAGCUGGGAAGGAGGGUGCAGGAAGCAUGAUGUGCGGGUUUCAAAUGCUCUUCUUGGUGCUUAUGUGAGGAAUAGGUGGAUUGAAAAGGCUGAGAGGCUCCACCUCCACAUGCUAGAGAAAGGAGCAUGUCCAAAUUACAAGACAUGGGAGAUAUUGAUGGAGGGUUAUGUUCAGAGUAGGCAGAUGGACAAAGCUGUGGGUUGCAUGAAGAAAGGUUUCUCUCUGUUGAAGAGUUGCCAUUGGAGACCUCCACUUGAACUGAUGGAGGCCAUUGGCAAACAUUUCGAAGAGCAAGGAAAUUUUGACGAUGCAUAUCGAUACAUUAAGGUUCUCCAGAGGUUUAACUUGACAAGCUUGCCCCUGUAUAAGUCAUUGAUUCGAGCAUAUAUCAAUGCUGAUGUUGUGCCACCGAAUAUCCUUGAGAUGAUUGCAAAAGAUCAGAUUGAUAUGGACGAAGAAAUGGACCGGUUGAUCAUACUUGCUGGCAAGAUAGAUAUCACAUGCAAUGGAUAG
Molecule: messenger RNA, 1581 nt
Organism: Miscanthus lutarioriparius
Lineage: Eukaryota; Viridiplantae; Streptophyta; Magnoliopsida; Poales; Poaceae
Source: the annotation of a GenBank genome assembly